UAUGCCCAACGGACCUAAUACAAUAAGGACAACCUUCUCCCCUUAUCAAGGCUUCCAGCAGUCCGACAAUUCGUGGUUUCCGUGACGCCAGAUAGAGGACUAGCUAUCUCCCUAAACGGCCGUAAUAUUAUUACUUCUAGAAGGAAUGCUGUUUUGAUUCAAGAGAAGGUUAGCUCACACAUCCGUUCAAGAUGGGUAUAAGCCACAGCGUCUACAUGGCAAAUGGCAGCGGCCAAGAUAUCUAUGUCAUGGCUUCGCUCAACCCAGAGUGGGCCAUCGUCGACUUCAUCGUGGACAUAGGCCUGUUAUACGUUGGCGUCGAAGAAAUAAAGGGCGUUGUCAUGGCCGCUGAACUACCCGAAACGCUAGCUACUUUCCGGGAUCUCUACGAAUUUCUAAACAUCGCCCGGAAACUUAUUAUGGGGAUGAUAGCCGCAGGGACUCGACCCGGCGAGGCUGCUAUGGCCCUGCUAGAUGCAUUUAAAAAGACGUCUAUCCGCAUUCCCUACGAUGAGUACAAGGAUGUGGAGAGGGAUAGCAUCUUGAGCAUUUAUCUUAGUGCCGAUGGGGUUGCUAGUUUGGUAGGGGCUGAGAAUGUAUCGGUGAUGGUGAUGAGUGGUGAUGGGAAACAACUUGCGAUGUGGGAUACCAAUGCGGAUCACUCGUGGAUUGCGACUAAAGAUGGGAAAAUCGUGAGGUCUAAGUACGGGACAAUUUGGCAGCAGGAUCCUGCGGAAGGCUCUGUCGAGUGGUCAGUUAUUAAGAAGUAGAGCUUUCUGGGUAUAGGUAUCACUAUAGUCAAUAAUUAAUAUCUACUUCAUAGGUACUUUCCAAUCUUUGACUUUAUCUUU
Messenger RNA from Annulohypoxylon maeteangense, 851 nucleotides. RefSeq lists its product as uncharacterized. The transcript has 2 exons. Bases 192 to 770 code for a protein of 192 amino acids. The record is from RefSeq and is a predicted model, not a curated record. NCBI's taxonomy places the organism in Eukaryota, Fungi, Ascomycota, Sordariomycetes, Xylariales, Hypoxylaceae.